UAAGAAUGUAAAACCAACAGAGAUGCUUGAUAAAUGUAAUUGGCUCUUAGCUGGAAGAAAAGCUUACCUAUCUCGUUAAUAUUCGAAGCGAGAUUGGGUGUAUGUGAGUCACUACGCCAGCCUUGAGUCUCUCUAGCCCCCAACUGCUGGCUUAUAACAUGCUGCUUCCACGCGUAAUGGAUGGUCUCGGUCCAUUCUCUCUACAUGCUUCGUCAAUUACCUUUUCCCUUUCUGGGGCUGUUCGUAUCGAAAUGGCCACAAGACCUUCUGGCACGAGUUGCUUAAGUGCUGAGCCUCAUGAAGAGAAUAUCAAAGACCCUUUGCUCCACUAUCUUGGGUGCAUUGAAAUAUAUCAAAGAAAGGAAUUUCUUGAAGAGAAAAUUGCCUCGGACGAUGAGCUCAGCGAUCAGAAAUCGCUUCGAAUAGACACCCCGGUCUCCCAAGCAAUACAAACUGAAGGUACCAUCAGAUCGGGUCAGAAAAUCGACGGUAAAUGGAAACAAAGCAUUGAGAAGGAGUUGCAACGAAUUUCCCGCCUACGCCAUACGUUGUCAAAUGAUCAGAACGAUAAGGUGCUUGUAAUGGAGGUAGAAGAGAGCUACAAAGAAUGGCGGAAUUCAGUGACCGAACAGCAACUACACGACAUUAGGGAAUGGCGCAAAACGCUGAAAAAAGAAAACUCUGUUGUUGAGCCAGUUAUCGAACAGGCGACAGAAUACAUGCUAGAGGACGAUAUAUCUGUCCCAGUUAUUCAAUUCUGCGGCCACAAGGAACCCACUCAGACCAGGGAUGGAAACUUUCCAAACCAGAAAACGACUGUCCACAAGCUUCUGUGUUCAGAACCCAACAUAUUACACAAACAACAUAGUUCCAGCGUUAAUCGUAUCAGAUACUUCCAUAUUCCUUCAAAUAAUAUGAUUUGGGCUGAAAAAGCUAUAGCGCGUUAUUAUGGCGACCUCAAGUCCGACUUUACUGCAACGCAGCGUCAGAAACAACGACCUAAAGAUACUAGUACAGGCAUAAUUCUUCAGGACCGUUUCUGGCAGGGGCAAUUGCAUGGGGAAGUGAAUUCAUUACCGCACGCGAGAUACAUGUCUCCAAUGUGCGAAACUAUCUCAUCAUCAAUCAACACGCCUGAUCGUAAUCCAAAUAAUGUAGUGCUCUUUAUGCCAUACCUCCACUGGGAGACUUCAGUAAGGCGAGAACAAUUUGCUGAUGAAAUUGGCAAGAUCGUUCUACGGAGAGCUAAAGGUCUUAUAACGAAAGAGUCCAAGGCAAAAAGAGAUCGCCAGCUAGAAAGACAACCAAUCACUAAGAUGACACUGGAUGAGCGGCUGAAUUCACUCCCACUGUUAGGGGGACAAAUUGAAGCAAUGGGGGACGCUGUAGAUGAAUAUAUCAGAGCAAGCGAUCAAUCCUCCAAUGAAUCGAAUGUUGGUCCAUUCCAAUGCGCCAAUCCUUUGGGACGCUAUCUCCUUGCUGCAGCCCGCCUAUAUGAAGGCAUGGCAACUUAUAGAGACAAGAUGCUUCUACGCGAGUAUCUUCCUCUAGAUGCUGCCAUACACCCUCGUCGGACUCUCGAUCAGGCCUUUUAUUGGACCCUCAACUCAACAAAAAAGCGUGACAGAGAUCAAGUCGUAUAUCGAGGCACCACAGUUGCCGACAGAGACUUCCACCACUAUGAUCAUGAGAACAAUGUAUGGCCAGAUCACAAGGGGCUGGGGGGUAGAGCCUGUGAGACUUGCCGGACGAAUAUAAGAAAAUUGUCGCGAGUUGUCAUGGUAGAUCAACUUUGGAUGUGGAUCUUGGAUGGCAAGACUCUUAUAACAUGUUUUCCAAAGCGGUACGGCGUAAACAAACAAGAUUGGUCAGGAGUACACAAGUCGAUUAGAGCUACGCUGGAGAGUCUUGGGUCCAAUCAGGUACGGACGGUUUUCGAACUGGGCCUGAUCGUACUAGAUGAAUGUACCAGGACGUUCUUUGAUCGCGCAAAGGUUCUAGAUCGACAACCACAAGUUAUUGACGAGUUCUCCAAAGCAAUUGGCAAUAUUAUGCAUAAGCAGACCACGGCGUUCCAACGACUUUGCAACUGGACAUGCGAAGCUGGAAUAAUAUUCCGAUCAAAGGGGUAUAUUGACACCAGCGAGCUUCACAUACCGCUCCUUGACAUCAAUAUCGAAGGAGACCUAGAGCGAGAAAUCGAGGAUGUCGUUGAGGAAUUGGAUAUAAUGCUCCAUAUCACAAAUACCUAUAAGGAUAUUGUCAAAAGAUAUGUUGAACAAGCUGAGCACAUAAUUGACAGAGACGGUAAACUUAGCCAAAGCUUCCAACGUUAUCUGGCAGAAGAGGACAACCCGACCAAGGAAGAGGAAGACUAUCGAUCCUUCAAGCUCAAGGCUGAUGAAUGCCAGGAAAGAGUGAAUAGUCACAUCAAGGAUCUAGAGUCCCUGCGCGGAAGCGCGAAAAAUGCUGCUGAAGAUGUCUUGCAUUUGCUUUCUAUGAAGCAGCAACAGGCAAGCGUUGUCCAAGCUUGGCAAGCUGUCAGGCAAUCAGAGGAAACCAUCAAACAGGGAAGGUCGAUUAUGGUAUUCACGCUUGCUACGAUCGUCUUUUUGCCACUUUCUUUCUUGACGAGUGUGUUUGGGAUGAACAACAGAGAGUUUGGUGACAACAACUGGGGCCUGAGAACUCAAUUGACAUAUAUAUUCGGAAUUUCAGCUGGAGUCGUGUUCAUCAGCCUACUCUUUGCGUUCAGCGCACGGCUAAGAGCAGUGACCUGGUCCUUUUAUUCUCUGGCCACUACCAAGCUUAUGAUCAAGACCGGCAUAUACUCGUACUUCGUCGGGCAUAAGAAUAGCGAGCAGAUUUUCGCGUACACAAGUGCUAAGAUUGACAAGAUGAAGAAGAAGAAAAAGGACGAAGUCCUCGAUAGCAGAAUUGAAGAAGUAGAGGAAGUAGAGAAACGCGAGACACAAAGAGCGGCGAGGAGACGGGUAACGAAGAACUCAGGUGUCGAUGGUACGAAUGAACAACCGCAGAACAAGGCAUCGUCGAGCGAAAUGAGGAUUCGUGAUUUAUUGUGUGGCUUGGAAAUCUCUUUUGCGCGACACCGAAACAAGAAAAGAGAUAGAAAUGACGGGCGUACGAACGACGAUAUUGAGAACGGGAACUUGGUAGAUGCUGAGAAAUGACGAGUCGCUUGAUAGUCGAUCAUCGUGUAUGAUAAGUCACUGUUGAACUGUUAUAUAGAGUCAGCUGGCGCGGAGUGAUAGAGAAGAUAGGGGUUGCUCGUAAUUACCUUAGACUUGAACUAUUCCUUUCCCA
Xylaria bambusicola is the source of this 3324-nucleotide messenger RNA. RefSeq lists its product as uncharacterized. Gene Ontology annotation, cellular component: membrane. The transcript is spliced from 10 exons. The record is from RefSeq and is a predicted model, not a curated record. The coding region runs from base 159 to 3191 and encodes 1010 amino acids. Gene Ontology annotation, molecular function: cobalt ion transmembrane transporter activity; nickel cation transmembrane transporter activity; magnesium ion transmembrane transporter activity. Gene Ontology annotation, biological process: metal ion transport; transmembrane transport. NCBI's taxonomy places the organism in Eukaryota, Fungi, Ascomycota, Sordariomycetes, Xylariales, Xylariaceae.